AGCAUGAUGUGACAGAGAUGACCCCCACCAAGGGAUGUUAAUGCCAUGUAUGGGGCUGCGGCGACCGUUCCCAGGCUUAGAGUUCAAGACCAUUUCCUAGGGUGAUUUGUUAUUCCUGAUCGUGAGAAGAGAGCAGGAAAUAUCUGCAGUGUGUUACAUUCUGGGAAGAGGAUGAGUCUUUCAUAGCAGGGCAGCCCAACGAUGCCGAGCAUAUUCUCCUACCAGAGCGCCGAAGUCGACUGGUGUGAAGGCAACUUUGAGCACUCGACGGUCAUUGCAGAGUACUACAACACUAUCAGCAAUGUAAGCUUCUUUGUCCUUUCGGCUGCCCUGCUCUACCUGAACCGGCAGUACUGUCAGCAGCGAGCUGUGCCCAUGUACUUCGUCUCUGGUCUGCUCCUCUGCGUAGGUGUCUUCUCCAUGUACUUCCACAUGACUCUGAGCUACGUGGGACAGCUCUUGGACGAGCUCUCCAUCCUCUGGACGCUAGCUGUGGCGUAUUCCUUCUGGUACCCAAAGGUUUACUUCCCCAGGUGCAUCAAGAGCAGGAAGCACUUCUUCUGGUUGAGUGGUGUCACUACUGUGAUCAGUACCUUGAUGUCCUUCAUCAAACCGGCCUUCAACGCCUAUGCACUCAACUGCAUCGCCUUCCACCUGCUGUACCUGACAUGGUGUGAGCUGAAAAAGUGCAAUGACAAACGGGUUCACCGGAUGGCUGCAGCCAUGGUCGUGUGGUGGGCAUUGGCCAUCACCAGCUGGUUAAGUGACAGGUGGCUUUGCUGGCUCUGGCAGGCGAUCAGCUUCCCCUACUUCCACAGCUUUUGGCACGUGCUGAUAGCUGUGUCCCUCCUCUACUGCUUCCCGCUGGUCAUCUACUUUGACGUCAACUAUGAGAUGCCAACAUUCAAACCGAAGCUGGGAUAUUGGCCAGGUGACUCCUGGCCUGUCGUGGUGCCUUACGUUGCCCUGGAGGAGCCCCACAAGCAGUGCUAG
Messenger RNA from Oxyura jamaicensis (ruddy duck), 993 nucleotides. It is a transcript of the gene ACER1, whose product is annotated as alkaline ceramidase 1. Gene Ontology annotation, biological process: ceramide metabolic process. The transcript is spliced from 7 exons. Lineage: Eukaryota; Metazoa; Chordata; Aves; Anseriformes; Anatidae. The record is from RefSeq and is a predicted model, not a curated record. Gene Ontology annotation, cellular component: membrane. Gene Ontology annotation, molecular function: hydrolase activity, acting on carbon-nitrogen (but not peptide) bonds, in linear amides. The coding region runs from base 202 to 993 and encodes 263 amino acids.